Syngnathus acus (greater pipefish) is the source of this 4093-nucleotide messenger RNA. It is a transcript of the gene pou2f2b, whose product is annotated as POU class 2 homeobox 2a. The coding region runs from base 994 to 3168 and encodes 724 amino acids. Gene Ontology annotation, molecular function: RNA polymerase II cis-regulatory region sequence-specific DNA binding; DNA-binding transcription factor activity, RNA polymerase II-specific. The transcript has 16 exons. The record is from RefSeq and is a predicted model, not a curated record. Lineage: Eukaryota; Metazoa; Chordata; Actinopteri; Syngnathiformes; Syngnathidae. Gene Ontology annotation, biological process: regulation of transcription by RNA polymerase II. Gene Ontology annotation, cellular component: nucleus.
UAAGGGGGUGGUGGUGGUGGUGGGUAGUGAUGUGUGAGUAGUAGCGGCUCCUGAGCUGCCUCAAUGUUGCAGGCAGCCUGGUGUGGCAGAUCGCUACAAUCGUGCAAGGGAGGCGGGUCGGGUGAGCUGGCUGCUGCAUACCGGGGGGGGGGGCUUCCCAAAAAAGAAACAAAAAGAGAAAAAAAAACUAAACAAAUAAGACUCGAAAGAGACAUACACAGGCGGAUGGACGAAGUGUAAGUUGUUUUUCCCUCGGGUCGAUCUGCCCGUUGUUUGUUUAUCUAUCGAUUGAUUGCGUUUUAAUUACAGGAGAAGUGGGGCGGAGAUUCGGGUACGAGCGCGCGGCUGUGUGUGUGUGUGUGCGCGCGUACGUGCGCGCUCCCGAGUGCGUGCGCGCCUUUUAAUUAACCAACUCGUGCGUUUCUCGACGUUCUUCUUUUUUUAAAGCAAGCUAGCUAUUACCGAAUGUAUUUUUGAUGCAAAUGUACGUACGCCAAAAAUAGCUCCAAACCAAAUAUAACCACACAAUAAGACAUUUUCCCCCAGUUGUAAUUAUUUCCCUCUCGAAUGCUGUUUUCUUGCCGUCUUUCGUCUGUAUUCAAGCUAAUAACCAAAGCCAACCCCUUAAGCACGCUAGCGACUGUGUACGCUUUUUUUUUUGUAAUAUUAGCGUGACGGUAUUCACCUCCAGGGGCCUCCAUGUUGGCUUAUUUCGUCCCCCAGAAAGAGCAGUCCUCGUCGUCUCGACCUAACUUUUUCACUCGUCAAUCCGUCUGUGUGGGGUCGUAACAGGUUCUAUGCACAUUCACGCCGGUUAAACUCAAUAAAAGUGCCGAACCGGGGCGGGGGCUACAUGUGUACGCACCAAGCGGCGAGCUGUCCACGCCGAACCGCCUCCCGAAGAACAAGCGCCGAGACUCCGGCGGGGACCGAGCUCGCCCCGGCUCCUCCUCAUUCGCACCCAAAGCCAAAGAAAGAAGCCGGAGGAAGAUCAUGUUUGUUCCCUUGCCGGUGCCGUUCGUCUUUCAGAGAGCUGCCCCUGACCUCAGCGCCUGGCGUCUCAAGUCCCCCCUGGCUCUCCGCUCCAACUCCGAUAGCAGGAUGCCAAGGCCGGCUGAGCUUGACAAACUUGGAGCUGACUCACCGCUGGACAGCACAGAUUCCGAGCGCAACGGCUCCGACUCCAAUCACCAGGCUCAGUCAAUAAAGGUCAAUCCCUUUUCCCUUUCACCCAGCCUGAGCAGCAUCAAGAAUAAGAUGGAAGAGUGUGGCCAGAUGUCCCCGGCACUGCCUCCCUCGCACGGGCCCACCCCCUCCCCCUCCCAGACGACACUGCAACACACACAACUCAUGCUUACUGGCUCCCAGCUGGCAGGGCUCACAGCUCUGUUGCCGGCGCAGCAGCAGCUCCUGUUGCAGCAGGCCCAGGCUCAGCUGCUGGCCGCCGCCGUGCAGCAGUCCAAUGCCGCUCACGCUGCCCACGCUGCUCACGCUGCCGCUCAGGCCACACAGCAAGCUCAGGCCGCUGCAGCCAAUCAGCAGGCCCACAAGCAUCAUCAGCAGCACCUGCAGCAUGAGGCGGGACAAACAGGCCAGCAGGCGCAGGGAAAGAGCACACAGGAACACACUACCCAAAACGUCCCUGCCCCACCUCCUCCGCCCCAGCUUGCCCUCUCUCAGCCAAUCCAGCUCACCGCCCAGGACAUCCAGCAGUUGCUGCAGCUCCAGCAGCUGGUGUUGGUGCCAGGCCACUCGCUGCCGUCGCCUGGCUCGUUUCUCCUCCCGCAAGCGCAGCAGAGCCAGCAAGGACUCCUGUCGACACCAAAUCUUAUUCCGCUACCUCAAGCCAACCAAGGGAGCCUGCUGUCCGCUCAGAGUCGAAUGGGACUGCAAGCACAGCGAGACAAGAGCCUGGAGGCGAGUGGCGGCUUGAGCUCGGCGGCCGCCGUGCCCUCUCACCCCGAGGAGCCCAGCGACCUGGAGGAGCUGGAGCAGUUUGCUCGCACCUUCAAACAGAGACGCAUCAAGCUGGGCUUCACGCAGGGCGAUGUGGGCCUGGCCAUGGGGAAGUUGUAUGGCAAUGACUUCAGCCAGACCACCAUCUCCCGCUUCGAGGCCCUCAACCUGAGCUUCAAGAACAUGUGCAAGCUGAAGCCGCUGCUGGAGAAGUGGCUCAACGACGCAGAGACCAUGUCCAUUGACAGCACCCUUACCAGCCCCAGCUCGCUGUCAUCGCCCUCACUGGGCUUCGACGGCAUGCCCGGCCGCCGCAGGAAGAAGAGAACCAGCAUCGAGACCAACGUACGCGUUGCCCUGGAGCGCGCCUUCUUGACGAACCAGAAGCCUACCUCAGAGGAGAUCCUGCUGAUCGCCGAGCAGCUCAACAUGGAGAAGGAGGUGAUCCGUGUGUGGUUCUGCAACCGCCGGCAGAAGGAGAAGCGCAUCAACCCCAGCAGCUCCACCCCACCCCUGCCCAGCCAGCCUGCCAGCGCCCCGUCCGCCCACAAGCCCGCCUGCUACAGCCCCCACAUGAUGAGCAACCAGCUUUCCCAGGCCGUGAGCGGUCUCGGAAGUGCGACGGCCACUGCCGUGUCCCCUGUCUGCCCCCUGACCUCCAGCCUGGCCUCCAGCCUCACCUCUAGCUCCGCCCCCUCCCCGGUCACGCCUCCUCCGCGCAGCACGGCCAGCCCGGCCAGCCACAGCGCCAUCAAUCUCAAUGCCAGCUUGUGGCGUGUGGGCAAGAAGAACGGCGAGGUGUCGAGCUACAUCAGCGACUUUGCCGCCAACUUGAGGAACACUGUGAUGGGCGUUAACACUGGGAUGAACCAAGCCCUCCUCGCUAACAAUCCCCUGGCCACUUUUCAAGCUCUGGCAGCCAGUGGUGGCCAGCUGCCCCUUUCCAGUCUUGAGGGCGGCGGCAAGAUGAUGCUGGGGGCGUCGGGCGGCCAGGGCGGCGGCCUGGCUGCAUCGCUCUUCCUCAACCACCCGGCGCUCCUCCACAUGGGCCAGAGCCUGGGCGCCGGCCUGCUGAACGCGGCCUCGCGCCCUUCUCCCUUCGCCCCCUCGGCCAGCAGCAUCAGCCCAACCCUCUGCUCGCCCUCGCCCUGCUCCAGCCCCGCCUCCUCCUGCUCAUCCAGCGAAAUGGCACACAGCCCCAAGAUGGAGUGAUGGCGGCGGGCGGGCGGGCGGCCGGCCAAUCAGAAAGAAGCAAGGAAGCGGGCAACUCUAGCCUUUCACACCAAAGCUAGCUCUUCCUCUCUCUUGCACUCUUCUUCUUCUCCCGGCCCUCUUUGUCCUUCCCUCCCGCGCUUUCCAAUGCCAAAAACCCCCACAGAAUGGAAGAGGAGGGAAGGGAGGGUGCAGGAAGGGGAAGACCAAAACCAAAAAUCUUUUUUGUUUGUUUGUUUGUUUGUUUGUUUGUUUGUUUGUUUGUUUGUUUCGUCAGCAUCAGCAUGGCACCUCGAGACUCUGAGCAAGAGAAGAUGAGCGGCGAGGCCUGCCAACCGGUGUCUAAACCAAAAAUGACAAAAGAAGACGAAGGAGGACUUUCAAAAGUAUUUAUUUUGCGUGUCUAACGAGGAAAGCGAAAGAGGAGGAGUGUUUGAAACCAAAAAUAUACCCAAGGAGGAGGAGGAGGAACACACAAAAAGUGACAACCAUACCAAAAUCUCAAAUACCAAAAAGUACGGAGAGAAAAGCUUUAUUCCACGGACAUGUAAAUAAAUUGUCAAGCUAUCCAGGACCAGGACUCCACUGCAACGCUUGCAUUCCAUGUCAUCCAUUUCAUGAAGAUGCUGCAGUUACCUUGUUGCGCAAUUUACAUGUAGCCCAUCACCAUCAUCUUCACUACCACCACCGGUGGCACGCUCCAAACGUAAGAACAAGGCACCUCUCGGAUGGGGAGCCGCAAUCGGAUGCUGCCGCCGCCCUUUCAUCAAUCAACUUUGCGUGUUUUGUCCAUGUCGUCGUCCGCCACCGCCAUCCGUCCACGUCCCACUGCCAUUAAACGCUCAAAAUGGAAACCAAAGCAUUUUUACCAAGGCCUCAAGGAGGUCUUCUUGAAGAGCCUCGUCCAAGACACUUGACACCCUGA